AUAUGACCCAGACAUUUUGUUAGGCUAUGAAGUCCAGAUGCAUUCCUGGGGUUAUCUCUUACAGAGGGCCGCUGCACUAAAUGUUGAUUUAUGCCAGAUGAUUUCUCGUGUGCCAGAUGAAAAGAAAGAGAACAGAUUUGCGGCUGAGCUGGAUGAAUAUGGAUCAGAUACAAUGAGUGAAAUAAAUAUUGUUGGUCGAAUUAUGUUAAAUGUGUGGAGAAUGAUGAGAAAUGAGGUGAAUCUAAUGAAUUACACUUUUGAAAACGUGGGCUUUCAUGUUCUUCAUCAACGUUUUCCUUUAUUUACUUUCCGAGUUCUGUCUGACUGGUUUGAUAAUCAGACAGAUGUCUGCAGAUGGAAAAUGGUUGAUCAUUAUGUUAGCCGUGUCCGUGGGAAUCUUCAGUUGUUACACAAACUGGAUUUGAUUGACAGGACAAGUGAAAUGGCAAGACUUUUUGGCAUUCAGUUCUUACAUGUAUUAACAAGAGGCUCCCAGUACCGCGUGGAGUCCAUGAUGCUGCGAGUGGCCAAGCCGAUGAACUACAUCGCCGUGACGCCAAGCGUGCAGCAGCGGGCGCAGAUGAAGGCCCCGCAGUGCGUGCCCUUGAUCAUGGAGCCCGAGUCCCGCUUCUACAGCAACGCCGUUCUCGUGCUGGACUUCCAGUCCCUCUACCCUUCCAUCGUCAUAGCUUACAACUACUGUUUUUCAACCUGCCUGGGACACGUUGAAAACUUAGGAAAAUAUGAUGCAUUCAAAUUUGGCUGUACCUCUCUCAGAGUGCCUCCUGACUUACUUUACCAGAUUAGGCAUGAUAUCACGGUGUCACCCAGUGGAGUAGCUUUUGUCAAGCCUUCAGUAAGAAAGGGUGUGCUGCCAAGAAUGCUGGAAGAGAUCUUGAAGACUAGGAUAAUGGUGAAACAGUCAAUGAAGGCUUAUAAGCAUGACAAGGCCAUCACUCGAAUGCUUGAGGCUCGUCAGCUGGGUCUUAAAUUUAUAGCUAAUUUUACAUUUGGUUAUACUGCUGCUAGUUUUUCUGGAAGAAUGCCAUGCACUGAGCUUGGGGACAGCAUUGUCCACAAAGCCAGAGAAACGCUGGAACGUGCCAUAAAACUGGUGAACGAUACAAAGAAGUGGGGUGCCCACGUGGUGUACGGUGAUACUGACAGCAUGUUUGUACUCUUGAAAGGAGCCACGAAGGAGCAGUCUUUUAAGAUUGGUCAAGAAAUUGCUGAAGCUGUAACAGCAACAAACCCCAAACCUGUUAAACUGAAGUUUGAAAAGGUCUACUUGCCAUGUGUCUUGCAAACUAAAAAGAGGUAUGUGGGUUACAUGUAUGAAACACUGGACCAGAAGGACCCAGUAUUUGAUGCAAAAGGCAUAGAGACAGUCCGAAGGGACUCCUGUCCUGCUGUUUCCAAGAUACUUGAGUGUUCUAUCAAGCUGCUAUUUGAAACACGGGAUAUCAGCCAGAUCAAGCAGUACGUUCAGAACCAAUGCAUGAAGUUGCUGGAGGGAAAAGCCAGCAUGCAGGACUUCAUCUUUGCAAAAGAGUACAGAGGGAGCUCAGCUUACAGACCGGGGUCCUGCGUGCCAGCCCUGGAGAUCACCAGGAGGAUGCUGGCCCACGACCGCCGCUCCGAGCCGCGGGUUGGGGCACGGUGGGUGCCCUACGUCAUCGUGUGCGGCACACCCGGGCUGCCCCUGAUACAGCUGGUGAGGCGGCCCAUCGAGCUCCUGCAGGACCCCAGCCUCAGGCUGAACGCCAUCUACUACAUCACCAAGCAGAUCCUGCCUCCGCUCGCCAGGGUGUUCUCCCUUAUUGGCAUCGACGUCUUCAGCUGGUAUCAUGAGCUGCCACGGAUCCAAAAAGCUGCCUCGACUGCCCACGGAGAGCUAGAAGGACACAAAGGCACAAUCUCCCAGUAUUUCACGACAUUACACUGUCCCGUGUGUGAUGAACUGACCCAGUAUGGGAUCUGUAACAAAUGCAGAAGCCAGCCACAGCAUGUGGCAGUGAUCCUCAACCAAGAAAUCCGAGAGCUGGAGCGUAAGCAAGAACAGCUGGUCAAGAUAUGCAAGAACUGUACAGGCUGCUUUGAUCGACAGAUUCAGUGUGUCUCCCUCAACUGCCCCGUGCUCUUCAAGCUCUCCAGAGUACGCAGAGAACUGUCAAAGGCGCCCUACCUUCGCCAGCUGCUUGACCAGUUUUAAAUGAUCUGUGUUACAGGAUUCCAGGUGCUAUUUUUUUUUUUUCUUCAGUGUUUACCACACUAAGACUAUUGUGCAUGGUGCUUUUUCAAUUCUCAUCUAGUCCAGGAUUUCCAUUUUAACCGUUGGUUUUGUUAUCUGAAGAAUAAUGAACGCUUAUCCUAACUAAAUUAAUAAAAACCAACCACAUUUGUUUAUCUACAAAUAGCUCACUUUUUAAGAUGUACAAAUUUCUUCUUUCUUUCAUGUUUCUAACAUACUGUUUUAUAAUGCUGAUGUUGGAAUAGCUCUGUGUGUAACAUCCUGUAAAUCCAUUUCAAAGUAGAAGUCAAGUUUACUUCCUGGAGGAAGGAGCACUGAAAACCUCUUGAAACGAUAAAACCAUUAGUGUGUGUUCUUGAACUGUCAGUAUCAAGACGUGUUACUUAUAUAUUACCCAUUCACUUUAUAAUUUUGUCUGCGAAAUAUUUUGUAAAUACACUUUUUUACUUUUCAAACAACUGAGUAAAAUAAUGUGCAAUGACUUUUAUACAGAUAAUUUUAAAGUCGGUUGGUAUAUCUCCUCCUAAGUUUUGCUUGAUUCCAAGUAGAUCGUUACUUUGAUCAGACUGUGCAAGCAGUAGUACCAUGUGUAGCAUUUUGAAACAUUAUUUUCUAAAAAUUGCUGUCUUGCUUUAGCUAUUAAUGGGGCAUUGUGAGGAAUUGUGCAAAGACAUUUUUGUUACAAACCUGUGGGACUGUUGCAAUACUUUAAAUAUAAAAUUUUAUUCCAUUUUUGCUUGUUUUGUAUAGACAUUUCUAUUGCUUCUAAAUAUGCUUAAAAUAUUUUCUUUCCUUAUGUACUGUACAGUUAAAUCUUAUUUGCCACCAUCUUGACAAAAUGUGUAUUUAGAAUAUUUGUAUAACUGUAUAAAAUGGAAAAGGAAUUAUGUGGUCAGUGCAUUGUUUUCUAAACUGGAAAUCAUUUUGUUUUAGAAGUUAAUAAUGGAAACCAUAUUAAAGUUGAAUAAAAUGAUAUGGUAAAAA
This is a messenger RNA of Merops nubicus (carmine bee-eater), 3235 nucleotides long. Its product is annotated as DNA polymerase zeta catalytic subunit-like. Gene Ontology annotation, biological process: double-strand break repair via homologous recombination; error-prone translesion synthesis. NCBI's taxonomy places the organism in Eukaryota, Metazoa, Chordata, Aves, Coraciiformes, Meropidae. The record is from RefSeq and is a predicted model, not a curated record. Gene Ontology annotation, molecular function: DNA-directed DNA polymerase activity; DNA binding; nucleotide binding. Gene Ontology annotation, cellular component: nucleus; zeta DNA polymerase complex.